Molecule: messenger RNA, 1802 nt
Organism: Hipposideros armiger (great roundleaf bat)
Lineage: Eukaryota; Metazoa; Chordata; Mammalia; Chiroptera; Hipposideridae
Gene: NCF4
Product: neutrophil cytosolic factor 4
Exons: 10
Coding region: 147-1166 (339 amino acids)
Biological process (GO): respiratory burst; superoxide anion generation; phagocytosis
Cellular component (GO): NADPH oxidase complex; cytoplasm
Molecular function (GO): superoxide-generating NADPH oxidase activator activity; protein binding; phosphatidylinositol binding
Source: RefSeq, a predicted model, not a curated record
GUGGGACCUCCCCAAAGGUCACUUCUGGAGGCUCCUGGGACCACAGCCCAGACACAGGGUGGCCGGAGGGAAGUGAGAGGAGAACUCAGCCUGGGUCUGGCUGGGCGAGACCCUCUGUCACCUACUCCCCUGGACCACUGACGGCCAUGGCCGUGGCCCAGCAGCUGCGGGCUGAGAGCGACUUUGAACAGCUUCCCGAUGACGUUGCCAUCUCAGCCAACGUUGCCGACAUUGAGGAGAAGAGGGGCUUCACCAGCCACUUUGUUUUCGUCAUCGAAGUGAAGACGAAAGGGGGCUCCAAGUACCUCAUCUACCGCCGCUACCGCCAGUUCUACGCCUUGCACAGCAAGCUGGAGGAGCGAUACGGGCCAGACAGCAAGAGCAGCCCCUUUACCUGCAGUCUUCCCGCCCUCCCAGCCAAAGUUUACAUGGGUGUGAAACAGGAGAUCGCCGAGACGCGGAUACCUGCCCUCAACGCCUACAUGAAGAGCCUCCUCAGCCUGCCCAUCUGGGUGCUGAUGGACGAAGAUGUCCGGAUCUUCUUCUAUCAGUCGCCCUAUGACUCAGAGCAGGUGCCCCAGGCGCUCCGCCGGCUCCGCCCGCGCACCCGGAAAGUCAAGACUGAGUCCUCCCAAGGUGCUGGCUUAGACCGCAUGGCAGCUCCACGAGCAGAGGCCCUGUUUGACUUCACUGGGAACAGCAAACUGGAGCUGAGUUUCAAAGCUGGAGAUGUGAUCUUCCUUCUCAGUCGGAUCAACAAGGACUGGCUAGAGGGCACUGUUCGGGGAGCCACAGGCAUCUUUCCACUGUCCUUCGUAAAGAUCCUCAAGGACUUCCCCGAGGAAGACGACCCCACCAACUGGCUGCGCUGCUAUUACUAUGAGGACACCAUCAGCACCAUCAAGGACAUCGCGGUGGAGGAAGACCUCAGUAGCACUCCGCUAUUCAAGGACCUGCUGGGGCUCAUGAGGCGGGAGUUCCAGAGAGAGGACAUCGCCUUAAAUUACCGGGAUGCUGAUGGUGACCUGAUUCGGCUGCUCUCUGAUGAGGACGUGCGGCUCAUGAUGAGGCAGGCCCAAGCUCUCCCCUCUCAGAAGCACCUCUUCCCCUGGAAGCUGCACGUCACCCAGGAGGAUGACUACAGGGUCUAUAAUACAGUCCCCUGAGCCAUCGGUGUCCCUGGGGCAGUGAAGGGACAUCCGAGAAAACAUCCAUUAAGAAAAAUUGCAACCGUCUGUUCACACGAACCCAAUUGUUUGGCUUCUAACAUUGGCCUGAGCAGAUUCAUUGAGGGGCCCGGGUGCCACAAAACAACUAGACCCUAAACAGGACACACUCCCCAAAGAAUCAAAAUCCUCACAAGAAAUAGUGGGGUUCUCCAAUGACCCUCCCCCAACCCCCACCCGUUAGUUGGGGCCAGAAUCCAUUUGGCCCUAUUUUAGCGUUGUUCUGGAAUACAGAAGCAGUGCUGCUGUCAAAAUGGGGAUUCUGGACCAGGGGCUUCUAUGUUUGGUCAAGGCCCUGAAGGUGAGAGGUGAGGUGGCUCUGGGAAAGUGGCAUCCCUGGGUCCAAGCAGAAGCAGAAAAUUGUCCCCUUUGGAGUAACGUGUCCCCAGUUUAGGAUGAUGGGAGUCACUCAGACUAAGAUGAAGCAGAAGGCUCAUUGUCAAAGAUGACCAAAUCUCUGUGAGGGAGAAUAGGCAGUGACAACAAACAAUAGCUUUAGAGCCCCAGGGACUGUGGAUUUUUGAACUAUAUGACUUAAAAGUUUAAAGAAAUAAAGAAAAAAAUCAUAACAACGAA